AUGCGCUUCACGACUUUCGAUACAAGCGCCCUCUUCGCCGCGCUUCUCGCCCUCCCUGCCGCUCUCGCCUCCGACUCUCUAACGCUCUACCUCCCCGCAAAGCCCAACCCCUUCACCCUUCCCGCCUCGACGCACGCAACGCUCUCCUCAGCAGGCGUUCAUAUCUCGGCUCCUCUGUCUGCUGCCAACACAUUUGUCUUCCACAAUGUCACGCCUGGAUCGUACCUCGCUGACAUACACUGCCCAACGGACGCGUUCCACCCGGUGAGAAUCGAUGUGCAGCCUGAGGAGGGUGGCGAGGGCAUUGUGCGUGCGUGGGAGACGUUUAGAGGUAAUGACUGGAACAACAAAGGAGAGGUUAUGCCUGUAAAGGAGGGAACCAAGGGCAGGGGCUUUGAGGUUCGGGCUAUUGGAGGGAAGAAUUACUUUAUGGAGAGGCCUCAAUUUUCCGUCCUUUCCAUCCUCAAGAACCCCAUGAUUCUCAUGGCUGUUGUCAGUCUGGGUCUCAUGGUUGGUAUGCCGAAGCUCAUGGACAGCAUGGAUCCCGAAAUGCGUGCCGAAUUCGAAGAGCAGCGAAAGAACAGUGCCCUGAGCGGUGUCAUGAGUGGCCAGGCUUCUAGUGACAACCCUCUUACCAACUUCGACAUGGCUGCGUACCUUGCUGGUUCCAAGCCCAAGGAGGGCGGCAGCCCGGCCGCAUCCAACAAUGGCGGAAAUUCUAAGAACCAGGGCGUGAGACGGUAA
Messenger RNA from Fusarium venenatum, 744 nucleotides. RefSeq lists its product as uncharacterized. The record is from RefSeq and is a predicted model, not a curated record. Gene Ontology annotation, cellular component: EMC complex. Lineage: Eukaryota; Fungi; Ascomycota; Sordariomycetes; Hypocreales; Nectriaceae.